This is a messenger RNA of Arachis duranensis, 1252 nucleotides long. Its product is annotated as ubiquinol oxidase 2, mitochondrial. Gene Ontology annotation, cellular component: mitochondrion. The transcript has 3 exons. NCBI's taxonomy places the organism in Eukaryota, Viridiplantae, Streptophyta, Magnoliopsida, Fabales, Fabaceae. Gene Ontology annotation, biological process: alternative respiration. Bases 425 to 1123 code for a protein of 232 amino acids. Gene Ontology annotation, molecular function: alternative oxidase activity. The record is from RefSeq and is a predicted model, not a curated record.
UUUCCCACCCAUCAUACCCGUCCAUUACAUCUUAACCGCCUAAAUCCACGGUCAAAAACACUUCUAACCGCUCAGCCCUCACUCAUCACACGAAACAUGCACAGCACCGAAACUUUCUACUCCGGCGCUUCUAUUUCCCUCCAUACAUAACCGCUAAGCUUCCUCCUCGUUAAACUGCAAUUUAAAAAUUCGUGGCAAUUCUGUUGAAGAAGUUUCAAUAAGAGCCGCGAUUCUUCUCUCGAAACGAUGAAGCAUGCUGCAUUCAGUUCUGUGGUUCUCCGAGCUCUGAUCAACGGCAGGAAUAACUGUAACCGUAGUGGCACCGCGGUUGCAACUGCGACGGUGAUGCCGUUUAUGGCGGCGGAAAUGAGCCGCCACUGCCGGUGCUGGUGGCUUGAAAAGAGGAUUCCCCUGCUGGAAGAGAAUGAUGGCUUCCGAGUCCCUGCGGUCGCCUGUUGAGGCAAAUUCGACGGAAAAGAAGGAGGAGGAGAAGAAGAGUGAAGGCAAUAGCCUUGUGGCCUCGAGUUAUUGGGGGAUUUCGAGGCAGAAGGUUACGAGAGAGGAUGGGACGGAGUGGCCUUGGAACUGCUUCAUGCCGUGGGAGACUUACCAUUCAAACUUGUCAAUUGAUUUGACCAAGCAUCAUGUUCCAAAGAAUUUUCUGGAUAAAGUUGCUUAUAGGACAGUGAAGCUCAUCAGAAUUCCGACUGAUGUUUUUUUCAAGAGACAAUAUGGUUGCCGUGCAAUUAUGCUUGAAACAGUUGCAGCUGUUCCUGGAAUGGUGGGAGGAGUGUUGUUGCACCUGAGGUCACUCCGCAGGUUUCAGCACAGUGAGGGCUGGAUCAAAGCAUUGCUUGAGGAAGCAGAGAAUGAGAGAAUGCACUUAAUGACCAUGGUGGAACUUGUGAAGCCUAAAUGGUAUGAAAGAAUACUUGUUCUUGUUGUUCAGGGAGUUUUCUUCAACGCGUUCUUUGCGCUUUACUUACUCUCCCCAAAGUUAGCUCAUAGAGUUGUUGGGUAUCUUGAGGAGGAGGCCAUACAUUCUUACACUGAGUUCUUGAGGGACCUAGAGAGUGGUGCAAUUGAAAAUGUUCCUGCUCCUGCCAUUGCAAUAGAUUAUUAGAGGCUUCCCAAGGACGCCAAAUUGAAAGAUGUUAUUGAUGGUUUUAGUGGCUAAGAGAAAGGGGGUUGAAUCUUAGCCCCCUUUUCGAUGCUAACACUUGCUGACCUUCAGAGAAGACUUUUCUGUUUU